AUGACGCUGCGUGCGAAACAAGCCGUGUAUGAGCGAUCGCAGUCGCGUGUCUUAUUUGAUUUGGCUGCCGCUGCUGCGGAGGAAGAAGAAGAAGAAGAAGAAGAUCCUCUGUUGGAAGCAGAAGCCGAUCAAGAUGGAGACGGAGAAGAAAUGGAAGUGGAAGUGGAGGUGGAGGUGGAAAUGGAAGGGCAGUUGGUCGAAAAGGAAGCGAGCCAGAUGCUGAAGGAAAUGAUGCCUUUGACGUUUUUGGUGAAUGGGAAGCCGUUCCACGAAUCGGAACUGCUCGCCGCUGCAUUGUGCAACGCCGUCUUGCCGAGCCAGCCGCUGGUCUGUCAGAAGAGAAGGGCGAUCGAGCCCCUGCGAUGGCACCCCACAGCAGUCAAUCUCACUGUGUACGUGAAUACAAACUGUAACAAUAACGUCGAUGCGCUGUCUCCCCUGAUGAACUGGAUUGCCUCGGACCCUGAGAUCAUCGAUAAAGUCACCGUUGGCUUCAAUCCUCUGAUUGACGUUUUGAUCGAUCGAAAUGAUCGCGCGGAGUUCGAGUUUCGAACCCCCAACACUUACAAACACAUCGCCGUCAGCAUGGCGUUAGCCUGCGCGUUCCACAUCAACGGAAGACCCGACCUGUUCUGGCCGUUCGCGCAGUGCGUGAUGAGUAAGGGAAGUGAUGGGUAUGGGAAGAUGACGCAAUGUGCUGAUCAAGCGGGGUAUGCGGUGGAAGAUAUUGGGAACUGUCUGCAGGACGAAGACUUUAUCACAACGCUCUGGCAAGAGAAGAUGGAAGAUUUGGAGAUGAAACGAUGGUACUCUGUGAGUCCCUAUAUUUUGCUCAAUGGCGAGCGGGUUAGUCGCAUUGAAGAAGUACCGGAGAAGAUUUGUGCGAUAUUACACGAAGAAAGCGGCUUUUGCAAGAAGCUACCAUCCUUGCCUACAGCAACCUCUUUAUGUCACAUACGUGUUGUUUGGGAUGUUUGUUACCAAGAAAGGAGGAGGGAAUGA
Blastocystis hominis is the source of this 1002-nucleotide messenger RNA. RefSeq lists its product as hypothetical. The record is from RefSeq and is a predicted model, not a curated record. The transcript is spliced from 3 exons. Bases 1 to 1002 code for a protein of 333 amino acids. NCBI's taxonomy places the organism in Eukaryota, Bigyra, Opalinata, Blastocystidae.